Diceros bicornis minor is the source of this 7193-nucleotide messenger RNA. It is a transcript of the gene ARL5B, whose product is annotated as ADP ribosylation factor like GTPase 5B. Gene Ontology annotation, biological process: vesicle-mediated transport; protein localization to Golgi membrane; intracellular protein transport. The transcript has 6 exons. Bases 230 to 769 code for a protein of 179 amino acids. The record is from RefSeq and is a predicted model, not a curated record. Gene Ontology annotation, cellular component: cytoplasm; trans-Golgi network. NCBI's taxonomy places the organism in Eukaryota, Metazoa, Chordata, Mammalia, Perissodactyla, Rhinocerotidae. Gene Ontology annotation, molecular function: GTP binding; GTPase activity.
GGGUCGGCGUUGGGCUCACUGGGCUCGAACAAAGGACGAUCCGGUAGAGACGCGGCGGGGCGCCUGCUGAGGGGUAGCUGAGCGCCCGGUGGAGGCUUCUGGGGCAGCCAGUGCCCCCGCCGCGUGGUCUCAGUGGGCUUCUCCUCGGUGCCCCGCAGCCAGCGCGGCGGGGGGGGGCCCGGCCCAGCGGCACCUGCUGCCGAGGGACCCGCGCCGCCAGGUGCUCGUGAUGGGGCUCAUCUUCGCUAAACUGUGGAGCCUCUUCUGUAACCAAGAACACAAAGUAAUUAUAGUGGGACUGGAUAAUGCAGGGAAAACCACCAUUCUUUAUCAAUUCUUAAUGAAUGAAGUAGUUCAUACAUCUCCAACCAUAGGAAGCAACGUGGAAGAAAUAGUUGUGAAGAACACUCAUUUUCUUAUGUGGGAUAUUGGUGGUCAGGAGUCGCUGCGGUCAUCCUGGAACACGUAUUACUCAAACACAGAGUUCAUCAUUCUGGUUGUUGAUAGCAUUGACAGGGAACGACUAGCUAUCACAAAAGAAGAAUUAUACAGAAUGUUGGCUCACGAGGAUUUACGGAAAGCCGGGGUCCUUAUCUUUGCGAAUAAACAGGACAUGAAGGGGUGCAUGACAGCAGCUGAAAUCUCCAAAUACCUCACCCUUAGCUCCAUUAAGGAUCACCCAUGGCACAUUCAGUCCUGCUGUGCUCUGACGGGAGAAGGGUUAUGCCAAGGUCUGGAGUGGAUGACUUCCCGGAUUGGUGUGAGAUAACUUUUUUGCUUGAAAGAGACUGCUCUAUUUAUUCUGUGACAUGAACAUUUUUUCCUAGUACUUUGGCUGCUAAGGCAGCAGCAUGUUUAAUUUAUAACAACACAAACCUCUAUGAGCAACACUUGAAUCAAGUGCAGCUGAACUGGAACAUAAAAGAUUUUUUCUUAACUUUUUUUUUAAUGCACUAAUCUUCAGUUGGAUGAACAUAAUGUGUAACUGUGUUUUCAGCAACAGGAUUCUUCUGACUGCUUAUUCUAAUUAUUCAGUGACUGCCUUGUAAGAAAUGUUUGUCAUAUGUUUAAUGUUUUCUGAAGUAUUGUAAUAACUUUAAUGACCAAUUUCUUUCAUUUCCUGACCACCCCCUGCCCCCACCAGAUAAUUAACUGGUCUGACAGUGUAGUAGUGGUAAUCAUCAGGUAGUGCUUGCAAACUUAACGAGCACUGAAGAUUUGCUUCCUUUAUAAACCACAUAUCUUUUGGACAGAAUUUAUUAUAAAGAAAUCUGCCUAGAAGAUAUAUAUAAGAAAAAUUAAACAUCACGAGAACUGCCUUUAAGUGAGUUAGCCUCCCCCACAUUAUUGCAAGUCAUGGAAUAAUUUUAAGCUACUAUUAGCAUGGAAAUUAAGUAGGCUAUUUAUCUAAAAGAAUUAAAUUCACUUUUCUGCCUGCAACAUGGGGUUAGUUUUGGUUAAAAACUAAUCAAGGUAAAAUAUUGAUUGGUAAAAUAGUGAUUUGAAGGUCCAACUUUGAUAAUAAAUAUUUUGGAUAAAUCUGGUAUUUUAAGAAUGUCACAUUAUUCAAUGCAUAUAAUAACUGUCAGAAGUUAUUAAAGCAUACCAGCACUAAUACUAAAACAAGACACUUGGAAUAUAUUUUAGUGUCAAUUACAAAUGUCUUUAUCAGCAAAACGUUCCACUAUUCCAUUGGCAAGGGACAUCACAUCUGUUUUGGGCGAUUGCUAAAGCAGAAGUAUAAACAGUUCAUUUUAUUUCUUAAAAUUGGAAAUUGUGUCUGUAAUAGUAUUUCUACCACCAGCAGUAUAUUACUUAAAAAACCAUGUGACUUCCCUUAAAUCUAUUUGAGGUUGUAGUGUAAUAGGCUUGAAGCAAUUGCUGUCUUUGUGGUUAUGCCUCUUGUUGUAAACUCUUUUGCUGGAUUCUAGGAAACUGCUGAAUUUAAUCCUAGCUUUUACAAUAUUACUGUGAGACUCAAAGUUAAUACACUAAUGACUUAAAAAAUAGGAAGAAAAAAUCAUAAUCUAUCAAAAGUUUAUUUAUUGGAUAGCAUUAAAAAAAUUUCAAGACAGUUGUCUACUGUGAACAAUUAAUAGUGCGUACCUUAAGAGGGAGGACAAGUAUUAUAAUUUUGAUCCUCUUUAUUUCAAAUGUAUCAUUUUGCUAUAAUGAAAGGGAUAAAAUGCUUACUUAGAGAAUAAUACUUCAUUUUUGCAGUAUUUUCAUUUGGGUCAAAAAUAGGAUUCAGUGUUCAUAAGACUAUCAAAACACCUGUUCAAAAAUGGAAUUUUAAUUUUAAUAUUUUUUAUUGUAAGUUUAAAUUUUGCUCUGUUUUCAGGUAUACUUGAUUUCUUAUAUUUAGUCUAAUUAGUUGAAUGUGGUAACAUUUUUCUGAUUUCUAUUUAGUGGUAGCACACUCUAGGACUGAGAAAUGGCCAGAGGAAAGUUUUCUGGAGUUUGGGAACUAGUUGUUUAUUAACCUUGUUUUGAACCUUUUUCUUUGUGAUUCUGUACCAGGUAGAGGACAAAUUUUGUUUUUAAUAUAACCCUUAAUCAAGAACAUGGGAGAAAAGCAGACAUAAAUCAAUAUGGAUGCUUUGUGGUGUGUAUGUGGUGGUGGGGUGGGGAGUAGGAGGAAUUAUGAAAAUAUCAUUUACCUAAAGCACACUUGGCUGGAAUUUCUAUCUUUGUUGUAUGGUUUAGCCAUAAAUUCUGAGGAUAAUUCUCUUAACUCUGUCCUGAGAAGAAGCAUAUUUAAUACUCCUGUAUUCGUUCUUAUUAUGAAAUUUGUCGUCUUGUAUCUAGUAGGAUUGGCUGGCUCAAUUUUCUUCUAUCAAAUUAUAUGGUUAUUUUUUAUAUUACCACAUCAGCAUUAUAUUGAAAGUGUUUUUAAUAGUUGAUUGUAUUUUGUCAAACUACUACUAGUAUAGACUCAAGUUUGCUAUUUAAUUUUUAAAACAAUUUUUUUUAAUUUUCUAAAUCCUUUUUUAAACACGUUUUGUUAGUUUUGGAUUAGAAAUGCUUUAUGUAGCUGUGUGUUGAAGAUGAAAUUGGCAUUCAGCUAGAUUUUGUGCCAACAAUUGAGAAAAGUUCAGUUAGGAAAUUCAUGUGAGAAUUUUUAAAAGUAUUUUAUAGGUUCUCCUUAGAUUAUUUCCUGUUACAAUAAUGUAGAAACUGAUUAUCCUUUACUCCAAGAGAAUGUUUUAACCCAAGCAAGUAUCUAAUACUAAAACAUUGAUUCUGACAUUCAUUGUAAACCAACGGACUAUAAGAUAUUGUCUGAUGAAAAAUGUAAAUUUGUGAUUAGUGCCUUUAUUCAUGUUUUGAGAUGAGUUCUCAAUUUUGUACUAUACCUGUUCUUUAGAAAUCAGAUUAGCAGCUAAUUAAUUUAACAAUGACAUAAUUCGAGUUUCACCCUCCCUGUCAACCCUUCAAGUUGCCUAGCAAAGUUUCUAGUAAGUAGUGAAAAGGAAGGGACCCACCCACAUUGCUUUCGGGAAAUUAUUCUACAUUUUGUUUUUAAUUUGAGGAUGAAGAAACUAAAUUUUAACAAAUCUUUUCAAUAUGUUAUAACUAAAAUGUAACUGCUUACCCUUGUAAGUUCAAAUAUGACAUUUUUUCUUAAUUUUGAACAUGUUGCAUUUUAAACCCAUCAUUCUUAUUGAAGCCCAUCUGAGAACUCUUAGAAUUAACAGACCCUUUUAUAUGGGAACAUAAUACAUCAUUUUGUAUUGUUGGUGUAAUUUAAUUCCUUAAAAUCUGACAUAGCAUGUAUAUAAUCUAUUGAAAAACUGAUGAUUAAAUACAUAAUUUUUGCUCUUAGGUUCUGUGUUAGUAUGCUUGAAGGUAUAAUUUUAUUCUGUAUUCAUUAGAAUAAAAAUAAUAAAUUCAUUUCAUUGUUAAAAAUAAUUUUUAAAUGGGCACUGCCCCUAUAGCCAUAGUCAUUUUGAUUAAGCAUAAAUUAACUUUUGUUAUCUAUAGGAUAAAGAGAAAAUAAUUAUUUUCCUAUGGAAACAGUGAGUGAUAUAGGCAGUGCUGUAAACAAUAUUCUCUGAAGAGUUACGGGGAAUCACAAAGCAAAGAAGAUUUUAAAGAAAACAGUAAAAGCUUUAUUUUUUAAAAAAAUCUUUUGGUGUAGUAUCUUAGGACAAGUUAUAAACAGAAUUGUUUCUGACUAGCACUCAUUUAAUUCUUAACUAUAUACAACCAUAUCGUUAGAAAAAAUGUACUGGUAUUAUGCCUAUAGAUGGAUAAAUUCCAUUGACAUUUAUCUUUGAAAUCCAACUGAUGAAAUAUAAUUUUUCAUCUAUGGCUUUGGAUCCAAGACUUUUCACAUCUAGUUCAAUUCUAAAGGCUCUUUUAUAUUUUGUCAGGGUUAAGUCACUUCAAGAUACAGCCUGGUAACUUGUGUCUAGUGGAAUAUUGUGCUGACUGUCUAAAGAAGAGGAUUUACGUCUUAAUUUGGCCAUUAUUUGUCUUGUUGGCCUUAGACAGUUACUGUCCCUGGCCUUCCUAUUUUUCCCCAACCGAGGAACUUAAGCAGACGAGCGCUCCAACAUGUCUUUUGGUUCUAAAAUCCUGAAUCCUUGUAUACUAUAUUAAAAUUGAAAACCCAAAAAAAUACUAGCAAAAGGCACAUAAUAUGAAAUUAAAUUCAUUUUUAGCUAUUAUUUGAUUCUCACCUCAUUUUCAUUUAGUAUAUGGAUACAAUCAAAUAAGAAAACAAUGUAUCAACCAGUAACUGCUACUCAAUUUAAAUUGAGCUAAUAGCUAAUGACAAUACAAAAGAGAAAAUAAGCCAUAUUGCAAGAAAGUAUCUUAAGCUGGUUAUAAAAUACCAGCGUGUGUUGGAAAUACUCUCUUCUAGAGAAUACCUUGCUUAUUUUCCGGGCUCUUACUAAUUAGAAGUGGUUAGUUUGUUCAGAGUUUAUUGGCUUCAGUUGCCACCCCAAACUCCAGUUCUGUUUGACUUUCCAGUAUUGAAAGGAUAGUGCAGCCAGGAUGUCAAUAUUUUACAAAUGUCUGUAUAAAUCUUAGGGUAGUUUAUAUUCAAGGUUAGUUUUUUCAGUAAUGUCUCAUCCUUAUUCAUUUAGCAUUACUGUGAGGAUUGAAAUCCAAAAGUCAGGUUCCCCGAAAGUAUUUUCUAAGAGUUCCAUGUGGCCAAAGCUAAGUAGAGAAGGCCAGUAAAAAAAAUAAUAUUUGCAACUCCUCCAUUUUAAAUUUAAAGUAGAAAACAUAAUGUAUUCAACAGACCUAAAGCCGUCUUUAAAUAUAUAUGGUUUGGUAAAAUUUUGGGGAAAUGUUAAUUUGGAGGUAUAGAGGCACACCUAGAAACAAAAGUCAAAACACUUGUUAGUAAAGAUAAAUAUGAACUAGAAAAAUCUUCAUAAAGAUAUUAAUAGAAAAUGUGAUUGAAAACUGUGUGAAUUUCUGCCCUUUAAGGCACUUAAAAUUACUAGAAAGUACAGUCUCUCACUGUAGAACCGGAUGGCCUAUAUUUUUAAUGUGACCAAAGGACUGAAAACUGAUCAGGUUUUUAGAAUUUGGAAGUAUAGUCACAUAGAGACAUCUUCUGUAUUUUUUUAAACCUAUAAUCUACAUUUUAUCCUAGAAAUGGAGAAAAAAUAAAAUGUGCUGUGCAUAUUUUUUGGAAUAGAAAACAGAGUUCUAGAAGAAUGGAAAUGUUCUCUUGCACAAACUUGUAAAAUUUUAAUUAGAAAAUUACCUCAUUUUUCAAUCCAUAAGGUGCUUUGCUCAAGCUUGUGGGAUGUUACACCAUCCCGUAAAUACCCCCUUCACCCAAACUGCAUUUGAAAUACACAAAAUUCACAGGUAAGGGAAAGCAUUCCUUGGGGAUUACGUUUUGUUUUAGCCUUGUUUACCACCAGCAGGGCUAACAUGGUAUAGCAGGUCCACAUAUUUUCUUCAUUAAAACACACAGGCAAGGGCUCAGUCAAUAUUUAACUAGUUUCAUUAAAAUCAAAUAAGGGAAAGGAAAAACCUUAAAAUUUGAUCGAUUAUGUUAUACUGUGAAUAUAUUUCCAUCAGUGUUGGUAAGAUAUCAAAUGACUAUCAGUUGCUCUUGGCUAUGUAUCAUUAUUUGCAUAUUUUGGCCCUGUUCAUAAGAAACUAUAAUCAUGUUAAUAUUCUUACAUUUUCCCUCCAAAAAUUCAGGGACUAGUUUGUUCUCUUGGAGUAAACCAUUCAGUGUAGUUAUGAAAACUUUUAGUUUUGAUUUAAAAAAAAUUAGCUGCUAUUUCAUUAAAAGUGUGAAAUAAAAUGACGGUUAUGAUUUUUCCCAAUUAUGUAAUAGUUACAUAAAUUUUACCCUAUUCAUCUAUUGCACAGAGCAUGGUUUAAAAAAAAACUCAAUUACAGCCUUGCUCUUUUAUUUAUUCUCAUCAGAAUAUGAUAAUUAUAAUCACACAUUGCCAUCUUAACAUAAAUUGGUGCUUUAGAGCAUUAAAGAGGAAACAGCAGCCCCUGUGUAAAAAUUUCUUGCCUCAGAAUGUAAAACUACUUUAAGUGUCUGUAUUUAUAUUUAUGUUCAUUUCUUAAGGUUUAAACACGAACUGUAGUUAUCCAUCAAGCUGCAGGCUUUCUGCAAAGCUGUAACAAUGUCUUAGCUCAUCAGCUUGUUCAAACAGAAGAUGGAGUUAAUAAGGCCAAAAUUAUGAGUUGGAUCUCUCUGUGAGUCCCUGGUAUUGUACAGAGGAAAGAAAUGUCCUUCACGCCCCAAACUGUGCUUCUUAACCCCAACCAGGCAACUGAAAUGUGUGCUAUUGGGCCAAUUUAUAAGCAUUAAUAAAGAAAAUUAAAAGAGCAAAUAAAUUGAUGUGUAUUCACAUCAUCACUUCUUGAAAAUGCUUCAAAGCAUGUUCUUCUAAUGGUGGGGUUUAAAAAACAUGUUUUAAAUUUUUUAAUAGCUUCAUUGCUGUCAUAAAAUGCUUCUUUUAUAUGUUAAGUUUAGAUUGCUGGUGCUUAUGAUUUUUUAUUUCCACAACUAUGUUAUAAUGAGUUGCUUGCAUGCCUGCUUACCCAAGUAAAAGGAUGCUGUUUGCUCUGGAAUGUUCAUCUUUUAGACAGAUUUUGGCUCAUUUGCAAUCAUGGUGCAAUACAGUGUAACAUUCAUUUGUCUUCAGUCGACAGUUUUAUUUUUGUCAUAAUAAAUAAUUACUUUUCCAAUAUGA